CGCUUCAGAGCCAUGUUCAGGGCGGUUAUAGAAGAAUCAAACCCCAACAUAGAGUUAUAGUAGAGGGUGAACUACGAUGAUGGAUUUUGACGAGAGGGUCCCCGUCGGAUCGAACAUGUAUUUGCCCAGUUGCACUUAUUACGUGUCGGCGGGGGCUGAUUUCUCCGGUCUUCCCUCGUUUUUGUCCCAGUCCCCGUCCACCCGCCCCAUGACAUACUCCUACUCCUCUAACCUGCCGCAGGUCCAACCCGUCAGAGAGGUGACGUUCAGGGACUAUGCAGCCAUUGACGCGUCCGGUAAAUGGCCGCACCGAGGGAACUUGCCUCAGUGCUACCCCAGCGCAGAGGACAUGGUGCACCGGGACUGUCUGUCGGCGCAAAGCGCCGUCGUAGGGGACAUGUUCGGUAAAAACAGCCCUGCAGCCGCCGCUGCCGCCGCCGCUUAUCACCACCACCACCACCACCAUACGAGUGCCGGGUCCGCCGCCUCCAAUUUCUACGGGAACGUGGGCAGAAAUGGCGUGCUGCCACAAGCCUUCGAUCAGUUUUACGAGACGGCGUACGGCAACGCAUCGGAGAGCUCCUCCACAAAUGGCUACUCAGGGGACAAAACAGCGACCAAGCAGCCCGGCUCUGCGCCGGAGGAAGCUCCGUCGUGCCGGGACACCGAAGUAAAGGAGCCCAGGGAUGAGACAAGCAGCCCGGAGUUGUCUUCCGGCAACAAUGAGGAGAAAUCCAGCAGCAGCAAUGGACAGAGGACCCGCAAGAAGAGAUGUCCUUACUCCAAAUAUCAGAUCAGAGAACUUGAAAGAGAAUUCUUUUUCAGUGUGUACAUUAACAAGGAGAAACGCCUGCAACUGUCUCGGAUGCUCAACCUCACCGACCGGCAAGUGAAGAUUUGGUUUCAGAAUCGCCGCAUGAAGGAGAAGAAACUGAACAGAGAUAGAUUACAGUAUUAUACGUCAAAUCCUCUGCUUUAGAGGUCAAGACGACGUCGUCUCAGCUCAGAUAGCACUCUGUUGUGGGACCGAGUGCGUUCACAGACUGACUCUCCGGCUGUGACUCUCCCUGUGUACAUUGUGUACCACGAUGGCUGCGGCAGCAGCAGCAGAAGCAACACUGCUCAAUGGUUAAUUUCAAGUUCGAGGACAACAGUAUCCUGUGAUCUGAAUAACCUCAAGAGUGAGCAUGAAUUAAGACAGUCCGUGGACUUUGAUAUCGCUCUUCAGACUCUGAUUUUUUUUUUUUUGAGAGGGGGGGGUGGGGGGUGUAUAGAAACGGAAACUUUUUGUCCUAGCCAAGACUGUGCGUGCGAAGGCCCAUGUUAAUGUUAUUGUGGCUCACAGACGCCUUGUUUGUUUGUUUUUUUCAAACGGGCAAAAAAAAAAAAAAAAAAAAAAAAAUUAAGUCACUAAUUGACUGAUUCAGUGUAUUUUGUAAUCAAAAGAUUUAUUUUGCUUUUUUCUGUUUUUAAAAUCAGAAAAGUUGUGUAUUUAGGAUGAUGGCGGAUAUGUGACUGAAUCUAUAUUGGUGUGACCAAAUGAGUCCGAACAGGAUGAGAAUGUAACGUGUUUGUUUUGUCAGCUUAUUUAUUUUGUAGCCACUCGUUUACUAUCCCCUUUAAUGCCACGUCUAAUCAAGUCAAAGUCCAUUAUUACAGACAAGCCAUUGGGAUUCGUGGUGAGUCUGGGCUGACCUCAAAACAAGCUUUUGUCGUCUUUCCUGUGACCUGCAGAAUAUGAGGGCUGAGUAUUUAUAUUUUGAGUACCCUUCAAUGCCCAAAUCCGUGUUGUCCUCUUCUUUUGAUUUUUGGAGACUAUCAGGCGAGUAUUGAUGAUGCAGGCCAAACCAGAGAGAUAAGCUCGUCCACUGGAUCCGUGUGGAGUUGCACUGAGGUACACGCCCAACAUGUUCACACAGGUAUAUAUAUAUGCAGCGGCCCUCUUCGGUCUAAUAUCGAUACGCAUAACAGAAUAUUUUUCUUCAUGACUUGUGAUCCUUUGGUACUUGCAGUGUAAAGAUUUAAAAGAUACAUUUUCAAGUGUGCAGUCAGGGCAAGGCUGGUCAGGGUCACCGCAUUGAAUCAACUGCUUGGUUUGCCCAAUCUAUUGUGUAUUAUACUAUAUUUCCAAAUAAAAAAAACAAAUGAAAAGGUUAUUGAAAAAAAAAAUCAGUUCCUGCGUGGUCAUUCGUUUUUUUUUUUCGCAACAUUUUUUGUUUUAUUUAAUUUUUUUCUAAAUGUAGGUCUGCUGAAGAAUAAUACGCACCUGACAAUCAUUUUACGCCAAACCAACACAUUCAACCCACGCUUAUGUGUAGAAAACAGUUAAGACAUGACAGUGCGGCAGAGCUGAGUGGCUCGCAUGCAAAUUGUGAACAGUGCGACUUUACAGACGCGCGCACACACAUACUCACUACUUCAUGCAAAUUAAACGUAUAUUUAUUUUUUUGAAAAUGAAAGUUCGUACAGUGACGAAUUAAUUAUUAGAGCUGUCAGCUUUGUCAAACAAUGAUGUCACAUAAUCUUAAAUGUUUAAUUAUGGUACUACACAAAUGUAGAUCAACAUAAAUAUGCAAGAUAUUCUUUUUUGUGCGGUGGUUAAUUAUGAUUUUCAAUAAAAAAAGAAAAAAA
Seriola aureovittata is the source of this 2631-nucleotide messenger RNA. RefSeq names its product homeobox A11a (gene hoxa11a). The transcript is spliced from 2 exons. The record is from RefSeq and is a predicted model, not a curated record. Gene Ontology annotation, cellular component: nucleus. NCBI's taxonomy places the organism in Eukaryota, Metazoa, Chordata, Actinopteri, Carangiformes, Carangidae. Gene Ontology annotation, biological process: anatomical structure development; regulation of transcription by RNA polymerase II. Bases 77 to 979 code for a protein of 300 amino acids. Gene Ontology annotation, molecular function: RNA polymerase II cis-regulatory region sequence-specific DNA binding; DNA-binding transcription factor activity, RNA polymerase II-specific.